This is a messenger RNA of Triticum dicoccoides, 1609 nucleotides long. RefSeq names its product alpha-galactosidase 3-like. Gene Ontology annotation, biological process: carbohydrate metabolic process. Lineage: Eukaryota; Viridiplantae; Streptophyta; Magnoliopsida; Poales; Poaceae. The coding region runs from base 50 to 1435 and encodes 461 amino acids. Gene Ontology annotation, molecular function: hydrolase activity, hydrolyzing O-glycosyl compounds. The transcript is spliced from 14 exons. The record is from RefSeq and is a predicted model, not a curated record.
AGCAAGGAAGGGAGCGGUGUGCGCCAGAAGCAUCGAGACGAAGCGGAGAAUGGGGGCGCCGCUCCGCCGCCUCCCGCUCCUCCUGCUCCUCGUCCUAGCCCUCUCGCCGGAGGGGACGCGGUGGCCGGCGGCAGCCGCGGCGGCGGCGCGGCGCAUCGCGCCGCUGCCCACCGCCGCGCUGCGCCGCCUCUACGACACCUCCAACUACGGCAGGCUGCAGCUCCACAACGGCCUCGCCCUCUCCCCCCAGAUGGGGUGGAACAGCUGGAAUUUCUUCGCCUGCAACAUCAACGACACGCUCAUCCGCGAGACAGCUGAUGCGUUGGUCUGGACGGGCCUGGCUGAUUUGGGAUACAACUACGUAAACAUCGGUACAUUACUUAGCUUCACACCAGUAAAUGUUGUUGGGCUACAUGAAGUAUUUUGUGUGUUGUCUCUAACCCAUAUUGGUCCUUACUUUUCAGAUGACUGUUGGUCAUAUGUGAAACGAGGAAAUAAGGGUCAAUUGCUACCUGAUCCGAAGACUUUCCCUUCUGGAAUCAAAUCGCUUGCGGACUAUGUGCAUGGAAAAGGUCUAAAACUUGGUAUCUACUCUGACGCUGGGGUAUCUACUUGUCAAGUUCGACCAGGAUCACUCCAUCACGAGAAAGAUGAUGCUGCCCUUUUUGCUUCAUGGGGUGUUGACUAUCUAAAGUACGACAACUGUUACAAUCUGGGAAUACCGCCAAAGGAAAGGUAUCCUCCAAUGCGUGAUGCUCUAAAUUCAACUGGGCACCAGAUAUUCUACUCUCUAUGUGAAUGGGGCCAGGAUGAUCCAGCUUUAUGGGCUGGAAAAGUUGGAAACAGUUGGCGUACAACAGAUGACAUACAGGAUACAUGGAAAAGCAUGACUGACAUUGCUGAUAAGAACAACAAGUGGGCAUCAUAUGCUGGACCCGGUGGAUGGAAUGACCCGGACAUGUUGGAAGUUGGAAAUGGUGGUAUGACCUUUGCAGAGUACCGUGCACAUUUCAGCAUUUGGGCACUCAUGAAGGCGCCUCUCUUAAUUGGUUGUGAUGUCAGAAAUAUGACUUCAGAAACAAUUGAAAUAUUGAGCAACAAAGAAGUAAUUCAAGUAAACCAAGAUCCUCUUGGAGUUCAAGGAAGAAGAAUUUUGGGUCAAGGAAAGGGUGGAUGCCGUGAGGUGUGGGCUGGCCCCCUCUCUGGCAACCGUUUGGCUGUUGCUUUAUGGAAUCGUUGUUCGGAGACGGUUAAUAUCACAAUGUCAUUGCCAGCUGUAGGCCUUGAUGGUUCAUCUGCCUAUUCUGUUAGAGACCUGUGGAAGCAUGAGACUCUAUCGGCUAACGUGGUAGGAACUUUUGGAGCCCAAGUCGAUGUGCACGACUGCAAGAUGUACAUUUUCACACCCGCCGUCAGUUUUUCUGCAAGUUGGUGAGAGAAAAAGGUGAAAGCCACACCACGCACUAUAUCAGCAUGCCUGGAAACAAACUUUGGUCAAUUAUCAUCCAGCAGCAUCCUUAGCCACACGGUGUGUGUGUGUAUAUAUAUAUCAGCCUGUUUUGGACAAAUACUCUAUCAAUCAUAUAUCCAGCAUGAUGCGUAAAAUUUA